Rhopalosiphum maidis (corn leaf aphid) is the source of this 1550-nucleotide messenger RNA. RefSeq lists its product as uncharacterized. The transcript has 10 exons. The coding region runs from base 223 to 1398 and encodes 391 amino acids. Gene Ontology annotation, molecular function: DNA binding. NCBI's taxonomy places the organism in Eukaryota, Metazoa, Arthropoda, Insecta, Hemiptera, Aphididae. The record is from RefSeq and is a predicted model, not a curated record.
CCUUACCACAGUCGAAACGUAAACAGUUUAAUUGUGUACUUUCGCCUACAGAAAUUACGUUUCUCCUUCAAACGAAAAACAAUUAGCGUUUUUGUGUCUACAUCAAACCAACUCGAUUUUUAGAAAACCAAUAAUCUUUCAAACCUAGAAGCACAUUUUAUUGGAUUUGAUAUUGAUGAUAAAGUACUGAAAAGAUUUGAAAAUAAGAAAAAAUUAUUAAAAAUGGAACUUAGUAAAGAAACGAGUGAGCCUAUGGAAGUAGACAAGCCAACUGACAGUCCAUCCAUUGUUCAUAAUAAUCAUGUUAAUAAAAAGAAACUAUCUAAAUCAAGUAAACUUACUACUCCUAAAUUCAACUUAACUUCUUCUAACACUAGAAUUCUCCGUAGUGCUGGAAGAAUAAAAAAUUAUGAUAUAAGAGAUGCAAUUUUUAAAAUCCCAUUUGAGCAUGGAUGGAAACGAGAAUUAGUAUACAGAACAUCGGGUGAAUCUGGUGUUGUUACUCGAGCCAAUAGAAGUGCCGAUGUAUACUAUUAUUCUCCAAAUGGCCAGAAACUAAAAUCAUUACGAGACAUUAAGGAACAAUUGGAUAUUUCAUCUGAUAAAACUUCUCUUACUAUAGAAAGUUUUACAUUUGUAACAAAACCAAUUGGCAUAAAUGAUAAAUCAAAAGAACUGAUAAGAUCUAAAUAUGUCAAAUCAUUUAAGGAUGACACUACUGUUGGCGUUGCUGUUAAACCUAAAAAAUCUAAAACACCUAAACAACGCCCACCAUUUGAUUCUGAAUUGACAGGUGAUGGAAACAAAAAGUCUGUUAGUAAAUCGAGACUUGAUUUAAAAAAAGCGAAGACUUCCACAACAUCAAAAUCUAAAAAAGAACUUAAAACUUCUACAUUCAAUUAUACGUAUAUAGCACCACCUAAAAAUAGAAUGCCUCAUAGUGUAAGAAGAAAUAUUAAUUGUCUAAUAAACGAUUCUAUUUUUAAACUCCCAUUUGAGCAUGGAUGGAAACGAGAAUUAGUAUACAGAACAUCGGGCGAAUCUGCUGUUGUUACUGAGGACAAUAGAAGUGGUGAUAUAUACUAUUAUUCUCCAAAUGGCCAGAAACUACGAUCAUUACAAGAAAUACAGGAAUAUUUGAAUAUUUCAUCUGAUAAAACUACUCUAACUAUAGACAAUUUCACUUUCUUAGCAAAACCGAUUUUCGUGUAUGAUGAAUCAAAAGAACGAAUCAGAGAUGCAAAUUUCAAAUUAUAUAUGAAUGAGACUACUGAUGAUAUUGCUGUUCUACUUCAAAAAUCUAUAACACCUGAACAGCGCACACCAGUUGAUUAUGAAUUGACAGGUGAUGGAAACAAAAAGUGUGCUAGUAAAAUGAAACACAUUUUAAAUAUGUGAAGACUUCCUUAAAAUCAAGAUCCAAAAAAAGUGAGUCACAUAAAUGUAUAAUACAUGGAUCAAAAAACAUUAGUUCCUGCUCUAGAGAAAUUGUUAGAUACAACGAUGCCGGAUGCUAAAACUAGGCUAAUUAAGAUUCCCUUUUCGAGAAC